Molecule: messenger RNA, 1119 nt
Organism: Hypoxylon fragiforme
Lineage: Eukaryota; Fungi; Ascomycota; Sordariomycetes; Xylariales; Hypoxylaceae
Exons: 2
Coding region: 1-1119 (372 amino acids)
Source: RefSeq, a predicted model, not a curated record
AUGUCGCUGUUCACCCCCUCAUUGUCGAUACAGCACUGGCUCGGCAAGGUCAGCACAUCUAAGCAUUCAACUAGCCAUCACGAGUGGAGUAUCUGGGAACGUGACGAGAAGACCGACUGUGUUUCCAGUCGCAAGCGAUUGAGGGCUAGGGCCAAACGUGCAAAUUCCUGUUCCGUACUGUCGCCCUCCCAAAACAUGCAAAGGCUGCUAUUGCGCGUCCAGGAAUACAGUCGUUGCGUUAUGGCACCAGUGGAAACGAAUAGAAGUGAAAGGCAUCAGUCCAAAGGGUCUCUCGAGUCUCUCCUAAAAGGCCAUGUCUACCUCGAAGAGCUACCGCCAGAUAUCGAACCUAUCAAAGGGUUAUUGGAGAAAUACAGUGGCGUUCGCGCUAGGGAAGUCGACAGGCUUAUUUACGACAUUCGAGAACGUUUAUGGGAGAUAUACCCCUUCGCCUGCGUCGGCCACUUCCGUUUUCUCUCUCUCAAGUUUACAUUAGAUCCACCAUACCAAAUAGCGCUGAACCGUCUCCUCGCGCCUAGAUCCAAGGCCACUUUCCUCGACGUUGGCUGUUGCGUGGGACAAGUACUACGACAGCUUGCGUAUGAUGGCGUCGACUCCUCGCGGCUGUACGGAACCGAUAUAGAGCCUCGAUUUCUGGAAGCAGGUUAUGACUUAUUCAGAGACCGGGGCAGGUUCAAGGCUACGUUUGUAAUUGGGGAUAUGCUGAGCCAAGGCGAUUCGGGUAGUAACUACGGGGGGCUGAAUAGGCUCCAUGGGAGGAUGAACAUCAUUCACGCCACGAGUUUUUUUCAUCUAUUCUCAUGGGAGAAUCAAAUUCUUGCCGCCCAACGCAUGGUCCGAUUCCUCGACCCUUCCGAUCCGGACGUCAUGAUUUUCGGGCGUCAUGUUGGGACGACGACCCCUGGCGACAGAAACAGCGCAAAGGCAUUCCUUCACAACUCUGCUAGCUGGCAAGAGUUGUGGGAUGAGGUCGGUAAGAUGACUGGGACUAAAUGGCGUACCGAAAUAGACGACAUACAGGAACCUGAGAUGCAUGCGGAGGGUGGUAGCAUGGACGAGACUCUUCGGCGCAUACGAUUCGGCGUUUUCCGGGCUUGA